Messenger RNA from Pestalotiopsis fici W106-1, 3198 nucleotides. RefSeq lists its product as uncharacterized. The transcript has 2 exons. Gene Ontology annotation, cellular component: CURI complex; UTP-C complex; small-subunit processome. NCBI's taxonomy places the organism in Eukaryota, Fungi, Ascomycota, Sordariomycetes, Amphisphaeriales, Sporocadaceae. The record is from RefSeq and is a predicted model, not a curated record. The coding region runs from base 1 to 3198 and encodes 1065 amino acids. Gene Ontology annotation, biological process: rRNA processing; tRNA export from nucleus.
AUGGACUCAAGUACGGCAAAGAGGAGAAAGCUCAGCCACGGCGGCGCAGGUCCGUCGCUGCAUGUCGGCGUGGCUCCCACCUCUGCCUCGAGCGCAUUCGUCGAAGCUACUCAAGAGCUGGUCCAUGAAGUCCAAAUUGACUACCCCCAGGCUUUCGAUGGCGUUGACCAGACGCUACACAAAUUCAAGAACGCCAUCGAGGCCAUCGAGUCUCACGAUCCCGAACUCAUUGGUACCCUCACUUCUCAGUUCGAGAAGGAUGAGAAGAAUGGCAAGAUCAAGAUCCCGUAUCCCAGCCCCAAGCCGGGCAAGGACUCGCAAUACAAGCUUGCCUUUGCCAAGCCGGCUGCUUUCAACGUUGUUGGCUCCUACCAGCUCAGAACCAUGGUCAAGUCUCAAACCGAGUUUGGCGUUGACAUGAUUGUCGUCAUGCCCAAAUCCUUGUUCCAGGAAAAGGAUUUUCGGGAUCGUCGUUAUUUCACCAAGCGGGCUUAUUAUCUUGCCAAGAUCACGGCUGCCCUUCGUAACAACUUCAAGGCCGAUUUUGAUUUUUCGUUUCAUUUUCUUCAUGGCAACAGCCUACUGCCUGUUUUGUCGGUGCGCCCGAAAUCCAGCAAGUCAGAUGUCAAGAAGAACUACAUGAUUCGCAUGAUACCCUGUGCCGAGCCAGAUAUUUUUCCCUCGUCCAAGCUUCUGCCCGCCAGCAACACGCAUAAGGACUCGACAGCGCCUACGCCGUUUUAUAAUUCGACGCUGAGGGCCGAGAGUCUCUUCCUAUCCUACCUUCAGCUCGUCAACGGAGCAGCAAAGACUUGUGGCGCUUACAAAGAGGCAUGCAUGUUAGGGAGGGUUUGGCUUCAGCAGCGCGGGCUAGAUUCGACACUGUCUGGAGGUGGCUUUGGUCACUUUGAAUGGGCGGUUUUGGCCGCACUUCUGCUGAAGUCUGGGGGCCGCAAAGGCGAGCCCAUACUAUCCAGCUCUCUCAAUGCCAGCCAAAUUUUCAAAGCAAUCAUUCAAUACCUGGUCGGCACAAACUUUCAGAAAAAGUCCGUCGUUAUCGGGUCGGCGGCCAACGCCGACAGUAUUCGCCAAAGUGGACCGGUUCUGUUUGACGCAGGUCGGGAACACAACUUGUUGUUCAAAAUGACGCCUUCGUCUGCCGGAUUCCUCCAACAACAGGCGAAAUGGUCUCUUGCCAGUCUGCAAAGCGAUUCGCUUGAUCAGUUCGACUCAUUAUUCAUUGUCAAGGUGGACCAAGUGCUACAAAUAUUCGAUCUUGUAGUUCGAGUCAACUUGCCAGCCGAGACAAAACCAUCUCAGGGAUCAGAUCACCGAGGCGCCAUUUGGGAAUUUGGCGAAAAGCUCUAUCGAAUUUCCAAGAGAGCUCUGGGCGAUCGAUCUCAACUUGUGCACCUCAUGGUGCCCGGAAGUUCCAAGUGGGCUGUCUCGGCGAACCCUACAACCACACACGAAAGCAUCCUUGUUGGGUUUGUACUGGAGCCAUCUCAUGCCACCAGAAAAAUGGAUCUCGGUCCAUCCGUUGAGCAGAAAGCAGAGGCGACCAAGUAUCGCGAGUUCUGGGGCGACAUUGCUGAGCUGCGCCGUUUCCAGGACGGCAGCAUCUUGGAGUCCAUCGAGUGGCAGUUGGAUUCGACCAUGAGCAUCCCAGAGCAAGUUAUCCGACACAUUGCAAAGAAACACCUUGCAUUGCAGGCAGAGAGUCUCAACUUUUUUGGCGGCAACAGCUUUUCAGCAAUUGCACACACUGCCAAUACUGAUGCGCAGUACUAUGCAGCUGCGAGAACUGCCUUUGACACGUUAGAAAAGGAGAUUCGCGAAAUUGAGGAUCUCCCUCUUCACGUAAGACAAAUCGCGCCGGCAUGCCCCGAACUACGCUACGCAUCAGUGCAUCCACCGGAACCUGGGAAGCGCUUACCGAUGGAUUUGAUCAUCUCUUUCGAGGCGUCAAGCAGAUGGACCGAUAACAUUGCAGCGAACCAACGCCUCAAGAUUGCGUUCCUGCUCAAGGUUGGAAGUUCCUUGACAGAAUCAAACCCAGAGAUCAAGACACAUGUUGGACUGGAACAAGUUGAUCAUGAUUCACUCAACCUCGCUUUCCUAGAUGUCGUUAAUGAAGAUGGUUUUGUAUUCCGACUCCGCUUGCAGAGCGAUGCAGACGAGAAAAUACUCGAUGCUCGGCUGAGAAACAAGCAGCUAGAGAAGCAUGUUCAUGCUGAUGCCGAACGAUGGCUUGCAGCCUACAAGCGUACAUACACAUAUUUACCGCUACACAACCAGGCGGUCUCGACAUGGUGUACAAGAUACCCCCCAUUGUCCGACUCGAUAAGGAUUCUUAAGCAUUGGUUCGGUAGUCACAAGUUGGCUUCACACUUUAGCGAGGAGGUACUGGAACUCAUUGCCCUAAAGGCCUUCCUGACCCCCUUCCCUUGGCAGACACCCACCAGUGCGACAACUGGAUUCCUGCGCGCUCUGCAGGUCAUUGCUCGCUGGGACUGGACGGAUGAGCCUUUGAUCGUCGACCACUCAGAGUCGAGUGUGGUCUCUGAUCGAUCUGCCGUGUUCGCCCGCUUCCAUGAAUUACGGCGUUCGGACCCUCGGAUGAAUCGGGUCGUCUUGUUUGUGGCAACAUCACACGAUGCGUCAGGCACCGCCUACACUCAGAGCGGACCAUCCCGAGUUGUGGCCAACCAAAUGACCAAGCUCGCUCGGUCAGCGUGCGAAUUCGUCAAGACCAAAGCAGUCGAUCUAGACCCCCGCAGUCUCUUCCAGUCGUCUCUGAAGCAUUAUGACUUUGUCAUCCGUCUCAACCCCAAGGUUGUGAAAAACGUCCUGAGAGAUGAUGGUGCGACUCACUCACGCUUCAAGAACCUGGAUGUUGGUCGUGGUGGCUCCAUCCUACCACUCGUGCAGCACCCAUCCAAAACGCUGGUCGAACAGCUGCGCGCAGUUUAUGCAAAUGCCCUGGUAUUCUUCCAUGGUGGUGAGGAUGAUAACGUGGUAGGUGCUUUGUUCAAUGUUGAACUGGGCAAAAGGACGAGGAAGAUUGAUAUGCCGUGCGCAUACAAGCCUGGAAGCGAUGGAGAUUCAUUGGAUGUCGAUCAAGCAGCGAUUGUUUCCGAGGUUGCUCGAAUCGGUGCCGACUUGAUCGAAAAGAUCGAGACCAAAGCCAACAAUUAG